Molecule: messenger RNA, 2658 nt
Organism: Podospora anserina S mat+
Lineage: Eukaryota; Fungi; Ascomycota; Sordariomycetes; Sordariales; Podosporaceae
Exons: 2
Coding region: 1-2658 (885 amino acids)
Biological process (GO): positive regulation of transcription by RNA polymerase II
Cellular component (GO): nucleus
Molecular function (GO): DNA-binding transcription factor activity, RNA polymerase II-specific; zinc ion binding; transcription cis-regulatory region binding
Source: RefSeq, a predicted model, not a curated record
AUGACGGCGAACAUCAAUCUACAUACCCUGUACAUUCAUCAGCAGCACAAUUAUCAUGACGACCAGCACUACCAUCCCGAAGCCCAUUCCUUGACCCCUCCGGCACACCCCGAGGCCCUGUCCAGCAGUCCAGACAACUCACCUCCUCGGCCAAAGCGAGUCCGCUCCCUGAACCCUCUCACUACAGCAACUGUUGCUGACGCACAGGUCAAGAGGCCCACCAGGAGGUUUGUACAGACCAGCAAAGCUCGCCGCGUACGGACCGGGUGCUUUACCUGCCGCGAUAGACAUGUCAAGUGCGACGAGGGGGCACCGGUGUGCAACAACUGCUUGAAGAGCAACCGCCAGUGCAAACGAGGAGUACGGCUCAACUUUGCAGAGACGAAUCAGCAGGUCAAAGGGCCACCUCGCACCGUUCCUCGAGGCAAAGACUGGCUGGUGACGUUCCAAGACGAUUCCCGAGAGAUAGCAUCCGGGUAUAAGGGCGGGCUAGAAUCCUACAGCGACGUUCCGGAUGAGGACCUGGGUGUCUCGCCCAUCGACGACUUUCCACCCAUCACCCGGCCUAGAAAAGCUUCGGCAGAUGUGCAGGGCAGCGGCGCACUUCCGUCUGGGAAUCCCUCUGCUUUCGAGGCCGCAAAAGGUCUGAGCAGUGUCCCGGAAGCAUCUCGUGCACCAUAUUACCCCAUAGCAAUCGAACCACCAACCCACCAAGAGCCGGUCCAUUUGAACGGAGGCCAUGGUCAAGUACAGGCACAGUUGCCCGUGAGGAACACCGAGCCUUUUGUGCCAAACCCCGCGCAGCCGCCGCAAUCACACCACCACCCAUUUGCGCUUGAAGACUUGCUACAGCAACACCGGCCAGUCUACCCGGUACAGCAAAGAAGAGACAGCGAUGUCUCCAGCGUGACAUCCUCUUUGGUCCCUGAAGGAUCCAAUGCUCGGAACCCAGAAAACGAUGGCGAUGGCCCGAUGACGCCCUGUAGCGAAAACGGCGACGAGAGCCCGACGAGCGAGCGCGAUUACCUGAGCACCGAACACGAGAUCAACUGCAUGCAGGUCUUCAUCAACGACGUGGCCGUCUGGAUGGACGUGUUUGACAAAGACAAACACUUCUCCACUGUUGUGCCAUCACUCGCCUUCAAGUCGACGAUGCUCCUGAAUGCCAUCCUCGCCUGCGGUGUCAAGCAGCACUCCCUCAUGUCUCCCCCGGCCUCCCGAGCCGCCGAGAGCGACAGGGCGAGGGUCUACCACGACACCUCAACCUCCCUCCUCCUCCGGUCGCUCCAAAACCCCGACCGCAACACGGACGAAUGCUGCAUCACCGCCGUCGUGCUUAACGUCUACGACAUCAUGAACGAGACAGAACCGUCCAAGCUCCCAGACGAGCGAUCCACCGCCCAGCAGCGCCAGCAACGCCUCGAACACAUCCGCGGCGCCCGCGCGCUGAUCCGAGAAAACAACUACAGCGCCGGCUCCGCCUCCAGCCUCGCCCGAGCCUGCUUCUGGCUCAACGUCGGACUCGAGGUCUUGUCGUGCCUCUCCUUCAACUGGACCACCUCCUGGGAGCCCGACGACUGGGGCAUGGACCUAGAAUUCACAACCUGGAUCGUAGGAAGCAGCUCCGGCAACGGAAGCGUGAUCGCCUCUUCGGAACCCGACCGCGGGGACGACCUCCCUUCCUUUUCCGGCCCGGCCGCCCAGGCCUCGUCGGGGGACGAGGAGCUCUGGGCCCAAAGAAUAAUCUACAUACUCGCCAAAGUGAUCAACUUCCGCGCCUCCUCCUCCCCAACCAUCCCCGUCCUUCACCCAAGCCAAUUCCACAACCCCGGUCAUCACCAUCGACAUCACGAGCCCACCCCCCACGACGAGCAGGUCAGGCUCCAGGGCCGCUUCGCCGAGUGGACCAGACUGAAAUCUUUGCUGGACGCGUGGAAUCACCGCUGUCCGAGGAGCAUGCGUCCCUCGGGGUACGUCACCGGCCCGUCGUCCCGCUCGGCGUUUCCGAACGUGUGGUUGAUGAGCAGGCCGGCGAUUAUAGGACGGCUGUUCUACCACGUCUGCAUGGUUUUGCUCGCGCAGACGAACCCGCUUCACAAGGGGGACACGGAGGAGAACAGGUCGCUCCAAAAGCACCACAGCCGGCAGGUUUGCGGGAUUGUGAGCACCAGUGCGGUGGGGGAUAAGGGGGUGGGGAGCGUGGCGAUUAGGGGGCUGGCCGUGGCGGGGGCCGUGUUGGAUAGUUCCCAGGAAAGGGACGAGGUGCUGGGGAUAUUGGGCAGGAUUGAAAAGUCGACGGGGUGGAGGUUGGGUGGGGUGGUGGCUGAGCUGAGGAAGGGGUGGGAGGUGAAGGAUGUGAUGCCGGCGACGUUUGGGGGGCAGAUGGUGACGCUGCCUGGGCUGCCGGCUGUGACGAUGGGGGUUGGGAUGGGGGUGGGGAGGAUAGGGGAUUCGUUUCUGAGGGGGCCGGGGGGCCCGCCCAUGGGGGGGUCGUCGUCCAAGAUGACGAACCCUUUGUCGAAGGGGGCGGAUUUUAGGGAUCGGGAGCACCCUUAUCAGAACUGGUAUGUGAGGCCUAAUGGAGGCGAGGUUGGGAGUUCGUCGGGUGAGGGGGCAGGGAGGGAGGAGAGGAGGGGGGUUCAUUCUUGGGGCGUUUGA